Messenger RNA from Agelaius phoeniceus (red-winged blackbird), 972 nucleotides. RefSeq names its product melanocortin 2 receptor (gene MC2R). NCBI's taxonomy places the organism in Eukaryota, Metazoa, Chordata, Aves, Passeriformes, Icteridae. The record is from RefSeq and is a predicted model, not a curated record. Gene Ontology annotation, molecular function: corticotropin receptor activity. Gene Ontology annotation, cellular component: membrane. Gene Ontology annotation, biological process: G protein-coupled receptor signaling pathway.
AUGACCAGAAGAAUGAGCACUGAGAGACCUUCCAACUUAAUCAAACACCUAGGGCAGACAAGCACUCCAUCCCUUGAAAACAUAAGCGAUUUUUCAUUAAAUAUCACUGACUGCACCCAGGUUGUGGUGCCAGAGGAAGUUUUUUUCACUGUUGCUGCCGCUGGGAUACUGGAAAAUCUACUUAUCCUCAUUGCUGUUGUGAGAAAUAAGAAUUUACACUUGCCCAUGUACUUCUUCAUUUGCAGUUUAGCCAUUUCAGACAUGUUAGGUAGCUUGUACAAAACUCUGGAGAACAUCUUUAUCAUCUUGUGCAAAAUGGGAUACCUGACGCGUCACGGAGACUUUGAGAAAAAACUGGAUGAUGCCAUGGAUUCCAUGUUCAUUCUGUCUCUGCUGGGGUCUAUUUUCAGCCUGCUGGCCAUUGCAGCAGACAGGUACAUCACCAUCUUCUACGCUCUGCGGUACCACAAUAUCAUGACACUGAGGAGGGCCUUGGUUAUCCUGGCAAUCAUCUGGGCGUUCUGUGCCGGCAGCAGCAUUGCCAUCGCCCUCUUCUCCUAUGAAGCAGCGACAGUCAUUCCCUUCACCAUCCUCUUCCCUUUGAUGAUGUUUUUCAUACUCUGCCUCUACGUCCACAUGUUCCUCCUGGCUCGAUCUCACGCCAAAAAGAUCGCCUCACUGCCCAGCAGCACCGUCCAUCACAGAACUAACAUGAAAGGCGCCAUCACGCUGACUAUUUUCCUUGGAGUUUUCCUUUGCUGUUGGGCCCCCUUCGUUCUUCACAUCCUCUUAGCAAGGUUUUGCCCACACAACCCUUACUGUGCCUGCUACAUGUCCAUCUUCCACGUGAAUGGGACACUCAUCAUGUGCAAUGCCAUCAUCAACCCUAUGAUUUUUGCAUUCCGAAGCCCAGAACUGCGGAGUACAUUUAGGAAGAUGUUCUACUGUCCCAGGUCAAGCUGCAACUGGUGA